This is a messenger RNA of Tetrahymena thermophila SB210, 1284 nucleotides long. Its product is annotated as cyclic nucleotide-binding domain protein. The record is from RefSeq and is a predicted model, not a curated record. The transcript has 15 exons. Gene Ontology annotation, cellular component: nucleus; cytosol; perinuclear region of cytoplasm. Gene Ontology annotation, molecular function: small GTPase binding; GTPase activator activity. Gene Ontology annotation, biological process: activation of GTPase activity; nucleocytoplasmic transport. NCBI's taxonomy places the organism in Eukaryota, Ciliophora, Oligohymenophorea, Hymenostomatida, Tetrahymenidae.
AUGAUAUUAUAGAAAAAAUACUAUCAAGAUCUAUAAAAAGUAUUUUUGAAUUCUUCACUUUAAUCUCAUUAAGUUCUCCAUAUUGCUCAAAGUGGAAAAUUAUUUGGUACAAUUGGUGCAUCAGGCUUAAGUUUUGCUUUAGAAAAAUGCACAAAUGUCUCAAAUUUGACACUUGAUCUUGGGUGUAAUAAAAUUGGUGAUGAAGAUGCCUCGGGCUUAAGUUAAGCUUUAGAAAAGUGCACUAAUCUCUCAAAUUUGACACUUCUUCUCUAUGGAAAUUAAAUUGGUGCAAUCGGUGUAUAAUGCUUAGGUUCUGCUUUAGAAAAAUGCACUAAUCUCUCAAAUUUGAAACUUAAUCUUUAUGGAAACUAAAUUGAUGACGAAGGUGCAUCAGGUUUAGGUUAAUCUUUAGGUAAGUGCAUUAAUCUCUAAAAUUUGGCAAUUCAUCUUAAAUCCAAUCAAAUUGGUGCAACUGGUGCUUCAGGCUUAAUUUCUGCUUUAGAAAAGUGUAAUCAUCUCUCAAAUUUGAUACUUGAUCUUUAUAGAAAUAAAAUUGGUUAAUUAGGUGCAUCAAGCUUAGGCUUAGCUUUAGCAAAGUGCACUAAUAUCUCAAAGUUGGAACUUGAUCUUUGUGGAAAUUAAAUUGGUAUAAUUGGUGCAUUAGAUUUAGGUUAUUCUUUAGGAAAUUGCACUAAUCUCUAACAUUUAAAACUUGAUCUCUAUGAAAAUGAAAUUAAUGAAUAAGUUGUACCAGGCUUAGGUUAUGCUUUAGAAAAGUGCAUUAAUCUCUAAAAUUUUAUGCUUAAUCUUUGGUCAAAUAAAAUUGGUGCAAUCGGUGCAUCAAAUUUAGGUUCUGCUUUAGUAAAGUGCACUAAUCUCACAAAUUUGACACUUGAUCUCUAUAGAAAUUUAAUAGGUGAUGAAGGUACAUUAGGCUUAUGCUCUGGUUUAGAAAAGAGCACUAAUCUCUCAAAUUUAAAACUUGAUCUUGGGUAGAAUAAAAUUAGUGUAAUUGGUGCUUCAGGCUUAUAUUCGUCUUUAGGAAAGUGCACUAAUCUCUCUAAUUUGAUACUUGAUCUUAGUGGAAAUUAAAUUGGUAAAAUUGAUGCCUCAGUCUUAGGUGCUGUUUUUGGAAAAUGUACUAAUCUCUCAAAUUUAAAAUUAUAUCUUAGAGAAAAUUAAAUUAGCAAUGAUGGUAUAUCAUUAGGUUCUGCUUUAGAAAACUGCACUAAUCUCUCAAAUUUGACACUUGAUCUCUAGUAUAAACAUUUUAUUUAUCUUUGA